UUAAAGGCGCGGGUUUCAUGAAACAUAAUUAUUUUGUCAUUUUGAUGCGAGUUAAAAUUAUCAAAGGUUUUAAAUCCGUUAAAAAAUAUAACAGCGCUGGAAAAAAGUAAAUCAGAGAUCCGUGUUUGCUCUUUUGGCGCAGUGCGCUAACAAAUACUCAGAAAACAUGGCGGCGUCCUUGGGCAGCGCAGGCAGCGCGAGGCUACUGGGAGCUUUAUCCAGGGCCACAUCAUUAUGGAGCUCCUCCCAAAGCAGAGGCCUCCAUGUCACUGCAGUGUGCUGCAAGAAUCGAGCCGCUCGUGUCCGAGUGGGGAAAGGAGACAAACCUGUGACCUAUGAGCAAGCAUUUCACCCGCAUCACAUUGGCCACCGCAAAGGAUGGCUGUCACAGCAUACCAGUAACCUGAAAGGAGAAGGGGGAGCAGCUGAACGCACCAUAGAGGAUGUGUUCAUAAGGAGAUUCAUAUUCGGGACCUUCCACGGCUGCCUGGCCAAUGAGAUCGUGAUCAAAAGACGCGGCAACCUGCUCAUCAUAUGCGCUUUAAUGUUACAGAAACUCCAGCCACAGAAGUUUUACUUCUUAAUAGGUUACACAGAGUCUCUGCUGUCGCACUUCUACAAAUGUCCCGUCAAGUUAGAGGUUCAGACCCUGCCAGAGAAAGCUGUGUACAAGUACCUCUGAUGGACCUUUGUAGUGUUGGUACAGACAUAAAUGUUUCCAUCUGGAGUUUAAAUUGAUCUAAUAUAAAAUGAUGGCUUUGUUCCCAUCUGCAUUCCUGCUCACUGACUGAUGCCACCCUCUGUUUUCAGUUUACUCAAAACUGACUUUCAAAAUUAAAUACAAACAUUUGUGUGCAAGCACAAGGUUUAAAAUACUGUGCAUGUGUAUAGAAGUGUUCCAGUUCACUGUGUUUAAACCAGCUCUGUUGUACUGUCACUUGAAGUUUUAUCAUCAAGGCUUGUAAGUCAGAGGGAAUCUGAGAAAUCUAUGUAGUGUUUUAUAAAGGAGGAUUACCGGUUAAACCAGACUUAGUUCAGUACAUCAGUGUGUUUAAUAAAACAGAUUCAGGUAAGUCUGACAUAAGUUACCAUGGAACCACUUCCUCAUACCAUAGUAUUUAUAGCCUAAGCUAGUUUGCAAUACCUGUCUCCAUAUGGCCUCAAAAUUCAGCAGGAGCAUUUAAAACAGAAUAAAACACAAUACGACUCAGACUAGUUCGAUCCUGGUCAGGCCACAAUUCAGGUUUCAUCU
Messenger RNA from Toxotes jaculatrix (banded archerfish), 1252 nucleotides. It is a transcript of the gene mrps24, whose product is annotated as mitochondrial ribosomal protein S24. NCBI's taxonomy places the organism in Eukaryota, Metazoa, Chordata, Actinopteri, Toxotidae. Gene Ontology annotation, biological process: translation. The record is from RefSeq and is a predicted model, not a curated record. Gene Ontology annotation, cellular component: mitochondrion. The coding region runs from base 167 to 682 and encodes 171 amino acids. The transcript has 4 exons.